GUAAGGUGCUGCAGGGAGCCGAGCAGAGAUACUCAAUAGCAGAAAAAGCAGCCCUAGCAGUUGUUGUUACCGCAAGGAAAUUGAGGCCAUAUUUCCAAUCCCAUUCUAUUAUUGUGAUGACUGACCAGCCUUUAAGACAAAUUUUGCAGAAACCAGAAUGCUCCGGGAGGCUCAUCAAAUGGGCAGUAGAGCUGGGAGAGUUUCAGAUAGCAUUCCAGCAGAGAUCGACAAUCCGAGCUCAAGCUUUGGCAGAUUUCGUAGUCGAAUGCACCUCUAAUCAGGUAAAGCCAAAUUCCGAGGCAGAAACAUGGACCCUGUAUGUCGACGGAUCAUCUAAUAACAAGGGCUCAGGAGCUGGAGCAGUGUUAACUGGACCUGACGGCUUCCGGAGUGAACACGCUUUGAAGUUCAACUUCCAGGCCACAAACAACGUGGCCGAAUAUGAAGCCCUCCUUCUGGGAUUACGUCUGGCGGCCGAGCUCAAAGUCAAACGCCUGCAGAUUUACAGUGACUCGCAACUGGUAGUUAACCAAAUCAAUUCUAUGUCCUAUUCGUUACCACUCCUCAGAUGCCUGACACCAUAUGAAGCAGAGUAUGCGCUAAGAGAAGUGCACGAGGGGGUAUGCGGUAAUCACGUGGGAGCCCGAACUCUGGCACACAAGGUACUUCGCCAAGGGUACUAUUGGCCUAACAUGCAAGAAGACGCAAAGAAGUUCGUACAGAGGUGCCAGAAAUGCCAGUUUUUCGCCCAUCUCACCCACCAGCCAGCCGAAGAACUUACUAGCUUGACUGCACCAUGGCCCUUUGCUCAAUGGGGGAUAGACCUUCUGGGUCCCUUCGUCAAAGCAGUAGGGGGAGCAACGCAUUUGGUGGUCGCUGUUGAUUACUUUACCAAAUGGGUAGAAGCCAAACCUCUCUCUUGUCUAACUUCGAGAAGAAUCGAGGAUUUCCUCUUCACCUCGGUCAUCUGCAGAUAUGGGAUACCGAACCAAAUCAUCGCCGAUAACGGCCCCCAGUUCAAUUGUAACUCCUUCAGGGACUUCUGCUCAAGCUACGGGAUUAAGUUGGUGUUCACCUCCGUCUAUCACCCUGAAGCCAAUGGAAUGGUCGAAUCAGUCAACAAGGCUAUCUUGGAAGGAAUCAAGCCGAGGUUAGAUCAGCUGAAAACAAAGUGGGUAGAUGAACUCAACAACGUCCUGUGGGCUUACCGGACAACAAGCCGAACUGCCACAGGCGAAACGCCCUACAACUUAGCCUUCGGCACUGAGGCAGUCAUUCCUGUCGAAAUCGGUGUCCCAAGCCUAAGAAUCAGUCACUUUGAACCAGCUCGAAAUGAGCGUCUACUAAGGGAAAACCUUGAUUUCCUGGACGAAGUCCGAGAGCAAUCCCGACUUCGGACUCUAGCAUAUAAACAAAGGAUAGCCAACCUUUACAAUAAGCGAGUCCGACCUCGAAACUUCAGAGUCGGUGACCUCGUCCUCAGAAAAGCUGGGCUCACAGGGUUCGAAACCCGAUAUGGCAAGCUAGCACCAAACUGGGAAGGCCCUUACAUUGUAACCGAGGUCCCGCACCCCGGGGCAUACAUUCUCCAAGACGCCGAGGGCAAAAGGGUGCCUAGAGUUUGGAACAGUCUUUACAUACCUUUCAUCCAUGGCUUCGGGUGCCUCAAAUAUCCCUGGACCUCUACAAUUGUUGGCAACACACCAACCACAGUGGACAACCAAUUUGAUUUCGAAGUCACCCUUAAGGGAUUAUAUGUGGCUCCUAGAUCCACUUGGGCAACAAAACGAAAAUUCAUCCCUUGGCCUCCAUUGUUAGGAAUUUCACUCAUUCAUGAUUUCCCUACAAAGAAGAAACAAAUCAUGGGAUCCAAGAAAAGAUUCCUCAAAACUGACCCAAUUUCUUGGACCACCAACAAAGCCAAUCCUGAAAAAAGUUCCAAAUUACUUUGCACUACAACCAACCUACAAAGUGUAUCACCCUAGGAAACACAGCUUUUUAGACCCCUACUACCACUAUGUGUGUCUAUUUAGAUCAGAUUAUGUGUGGGCUAAGGUUUCCACUCCAUCCUUUCAUUAUCCAGUGAGUCUCUUCCCUCUUGUGUGAUUAUUUAUAUCUUGUUGCAUGCUAAGUGUUGGUUGCUUUGUGUUACUAACCUUUUGCAUUUGGCAUGGGAGUACUAGGUGAGUCCCUUCCUUCUGUGUAAGUAGGUUUGUUUGUGGAUGAUAUAUUUGUUGAGUGCUUUACAUGCUUUAUUUGAUUGCUGUGGGAUAUAUGUUGCUAUUUUUGUGGUUGCCAUUAUGCAGGUUAUUGAAGUGUCAUGCCCCUUUGCACACACCCACUCUCAUUU
Rubroshorea leprosula is the source of this 2350-nucleotide messenger RNA. The record is from the annotation of a GenBank genome assembly. NCBI's taxonomy places the organism in Eukaryota, Viridiplantae, Streptophyta, Magnoliopsida, Malvales, Dipterocarpaceae.